AUGAGAAAGAUUAUCACAGUUGCUCAUAUUCAGUACGAUUUUGAAGCAGUCCUGGAAGAGGAGCAUGAAUAUAAUGAUGAGUUUUAUGUUAAUGUUGACAAAAACCUAAAUGAAAUUAAGGAGCAUAAGAUAGUAGUAUUAGCAAAUAGCAAGGGCGUAGAUGCAGGCGAGGGAAAUGCGUUUGAAAAGAUUGACUUCCAUUUAUACAAGGCGCGGUUGGAUGGGCAUGAUUUUUUAUUCAAUACUAUCAAAAGAGAUUGUUCAAAGGUGCUCAAGAGUGCUGAUUAUACUGCCGUAGAUACGACUGAAAUCCAAAUGAGACGGUUUACAUUAGGCACUACAGAAGGUGAUAUUAAAGUAUUGGAUUCGAAUUUCAACCUAGAGAGAGAAAUUAGUCAAGCUCACGUUGGUGAAAUAACAAAACUGAAGUUUUUCCCAAGCGGUGAAGCUUUGAUAUCUAGUUCACAGGAUAUGCAAUUAAAGAUUUGGUCAGUGAGAGACGGCGUAAAUCCUCGUACGCUAAUUGGACACAAGGCAACAGUCACAGAUAUUGCCAUAAUAGACCGAGGAAGGAAUGUACUUUCUGCCUCCUUGGAUGGUACAAUUCGCCUAUGGGAAUGCGGCACAGCAACGACAAUCCACACAUUCAAUAGAAAAGAAAAUCCAUACGAUGGUGUGAACAGCAUAGCUUUGUUCGCGGAGACAGAGAAGCAAUUUUCCGAUAUAUCUACUCCCAAGAAAGAUAAUCUAGAGUUUGGAACACAUGGAAAACAUGUUAUUGCUGGUCACGUUUCUGGUGUUAUUACUGUAUAUAAUGUAUUUUCCAAAGAGCAAACUAUUCAACUCCCAAGCAAGUUCACAUGUUCAUGUAAUACAUUGGCGGUCGACAUGAAUAAUGCAAACUAUGUUUAUGCCGGAUAUGAGAAUGGAAUGUUAGCUCAGUGGGAUCUAAGAUCACCAGAAUGCCCAGUUGAUGAAUUUCUUAUUAAUGAGGGCACCCCAAUAACCAAUGUCUACUUUGCGGCUGGAGCCUUGUUUGUCUCUUCCGGGCUCGACACCAGUAUUAAGCUUGACAUUAUUUCAGACCCAAAAAGUGAACGACCCGUUGUUGGAUUUGAGACACCCACCUUUUUAGUUUCCAAUGACGAUGAGGUCAGCCAAUUCUGUCAUCUUCCCCAUAAUGAAUCAAGGGGGGAAGUGAUUGAGGUUGGAAAAUACAACUUUUGCGCUUUGUAUAAUUUAAGUAAUCCUUAG
Molecule: messenger RNA, 1254 nt
Organism: Saccharomyces paradoxus
Lineage: Eukaryota; Fungi; Ascomycota; Saccharomycetes; Saccharomycetales; Saccharomycetaceae
Gene: RPN14
Product: Rpn14p
Exons: 1
Coding region: 1-1254 (417 amino acids)
Molecular function (GO): protein binding
Source: RefSeq, a predicted model, not a curated record